GUUGUAUGAAUUACUUCCAAGUUCACUGUCCUGGGUCAUCCCUGUCAUAGAGUCAAUUAAAGUGGGGUCUUCUGGAUGAUAUUUCCACCAGGCCCUUAUUAACAUAUUCCUUUUCUGAUGCCUUCUUUUAGGAGUCAGAGUCACUGUUUCCUCUGGCCAAAGAACAAUAAUAACAAGAAUGCCAGGCUUUAUUUUAAAAUUUUUAGGAAAAAAUACUCAAAGAAUAUCUUCUCUUUUUUGUACUCUACACCAUUGUUGAGACUGUUCUUUAGACCUGACUUGUUAGUGGCACUUGAAAAUAUAAUUACAAAUAGUAUUAUUAAUAUCUGUUCCCAACUUGAACUGAAAGGCAUUGCACACACCCACCACACACAUAUGCGUAUAUACAUAUAUAUAUACACAUACAUAAAUGUAUAUAUUUACAGGAUAUCUCAAGAGUUUUAGUAGGAAAACUGUAUAUGUGUAUAUAUUUUUGCUUCGCUCUUGUUCAAUCAUGUCUGACAUUUCAUGACUCCAUUGGGGUUUUCUUGGCAAGAAUACAAGAGUGAUUUUUGCCAUUCCUUCUCCAACUCAUUUGACAGAUGAGGAAACUGAGGCAAACAGGGUUAAGUGACUGUCCAUGGUCUUGUAGUUUAGUAAGUGACUGAGACCAGAUUUGAACUCAUGAAGAUGAUUUUCUUGACUCCAGGCUUAGCACUUUAUCCACUGUACCACUUAGCUGCCCAUGUGUGUAUAUGCACAAUAUAUAAACACACACACACACACACACACACACACACAUAUAUAUUUGUUAUUAUUUAGUCAUUUUUCAGUCACGUCCAACUCUUUGUGACCCCUUUGAGGGCUUCUUGGCAAAGAUAUUGGAGUGGUUUGCCACUUCCUUCUCCAGCUUAUUUUACAGAUAAGGAAAUUGAGGCAAACUGGAUUAAAUAUCUUUCCAGGGUCACAGUUUAGUAAGUGACUAAGGCCAGAUUGGAACUCUUGAAGAUCAAUCUUCCUGACUUCAGGCCUGGCACUCUAUCCCUGGACCACUUAGCUGCCCCUGCAUACAUAUGAAUACAUGUAAAAACAUGAAUAUGUGGACAUACACAUGCACAUAUACACGUAUGCAUGGAUACAUACACUUUCAUUUUGCACCCAGGAAGGUGAGUUGCAAGCUCUCAGUAAUUCAAAGAGGAUGAUUUAGCCUAAUAUUUCUUUUGAAAGUUUUCAUGUGAUAUUGAAUUGCUAGAGAAUUAAGCUUGAGUAUUUGAGAAGUUUCCAUUGGGUUUCCAUCAAUUUAAAAAAACUGUCUAGCCAAUGUCAUGUGAUAUUCUCAGCUGUUUCAAAUCUGGUGAUAAUAAGGCCCGUGGCAUACAAAGCCUGAGAUUGGGGCUCAUGCCAACUGAGAGGAAUGCCUCUGAAGGUUUAGGUGUUGGGUGGAGAUGGCCUGGGACUGAGGAGAGGGAGACAUUCUGGGAAGCCAAGCAGGGACAAAGACCAUGAUUCCACCAGGAGAGUGUAUGUAUGCUGGGAGGAAAAGAAGAAAACCUAUUCAGAAACAAAGACCUGCUGUGGGGAAUGAAAAGUCCAAUCCUUCGAAGAGGCACCGAGAUCGUUUGAAUGCUGAGCUGGAUCAUCUCGCCAGUCUGCUGCCUUUCCCACCUGACAUCAUUUCCAAACUGGACAAGCUUUCAGUCUUACGCCUCAGCGUCAGCUAUCUCAGGGUGAAAAGCUUCUUUCAAGCUAUUCAGGAGCAACACUUUAGGACACAAGGUGACCACACUGUGAAAGAAGAUCAUCUUCCCACUGGGGUUGCCAUGCCAGAAGGGGGACUGCUGCUAGAAUCUCUUAAUGGAUUUGCUCUGGUGGUGAGUGCAGAAGGAAUGAUAUUUUAUGCAUCAUCAACAAUCGUGGACUACUUGGGCUUUCAUCAGACGGAUGUAAUGCAUCAAAACAUAUACGAUUAUAUUCAUGUGGAUGACCGCCAAGAUUUCUGCAGACAGCUUCACUGGGCCAUGAAUCCUCCCCAGAUGGUGUUUGGGCAGCCACUGCAGUCAGAAACAGGGGAAGAAUACAUUCUUGAUAAGCUGCUUAAAGCUCAGGAAUGUGACAGCAUGUCAACGGAGUACUCUGCCUUUCUAACCCGUUGUUUCAUCUGCCGGGUUCGCUGCUUGCUGGACAGCACUUCUGGUUUCCUGACAAUGCAAUUUCAAGGAAAACUCAAGUUUCUGUUUGGACAAAAGAAAAAGACGCCAUCAGGAACACUCCUGCCUCCUCAGCUUUCGUUGUUUUGUGUGGUGGUACCAAUUCUUCUCCCUUCUGUGACAGAAAUGAAAAUGAAAAAUGUGCUUCUGAGAGCCAAGCAGAAAGCUGAUGUGGCAGCCUCCACGGAUGCCAAAGCAAAAACUGCAGCACUAUGUGAAUCUGAAUUACAGGGAAGAACACAUUUCCAAGGAGUAAAGAAUAAUGGAGAAAAUGGUGUUUCUGUGUUCAAAGUACAAGCAAAUGAUGAUCACUGGGUCUGGGUACAAGCCAACACUCAACUCCUCUAUAGGAGUGGUUGUUCUGACUAUCUCCUAAGCUCACAGCCAGGGGCAAACAAUAGGGAAGAGGAAGAACAUCUGAAGAUGGCAGGCAGCGCAACCAGUGGAAAAGGACGAAGAGAAGCACUAAUGUAUAAUUGUUCCAUUGAAACGCUGGGACCCAUGAAGCAUCUGAACUGGAUGGCAGAAAAACAUGAUCAGGAUGGUGUAAAACUGAAGCUUGAACCAAAUAAAACGGACAAAUGUUUUUUACAAGACGAAGCCCUGAAUUCUUGCACGCCCUACCCCGGUGUCCAAAACACAUGUAAUACAAACAGUAUUUCUGCCUUCAGGAGUUCAUCCAAUUCUCAACCUAUGAAUGCGCCCCUAAGUGCCUACCCCAACCGAAUAAUCAGGCCUUUCUAUAAUGGAGAUCAGGGUCAUUUAAACCCUCCUUCCAGCUGCCAUCCCCAUCAGGGUGGGAUCGAGAAUUGCCAGUCUUGUCCAGGCUUUCAGCAUCUCGCCGUGGGAAGCUAUGCUUCAGAAAAUGUUAAAUUGCAAAGUGCAUUGAUACCCCCCGAAACUCUAUACAAUCAAAUGUUGCCUCUAGACAUACCCAUCAAAAUGGAAAAUGAUUCUGAUUCUGAUAAUGGAGUGGAUGGCUACCCCAUAUCACAAAGCCAGGUGUGGCUGGGGGAAGGCAGUGUGGUCAAGAGACAUCUUCUUAGCUUCCCUAACAGGGUGCAUUUUAAAACAGAACCGGAUUUCACCGAGCACUUGGCACCUUGUGAAAACCCCAAGCAUUACGCUUAUCCCCCUCACCAUGGACAGUGCGUUGUGAACGCUCAUGCUAACAAUAGAGCCAUCAGCAGAUCUGGGAAAGAGAUCGCACCCUUUUACUCGCCAAACUGUGCCUAUCUGGAGCGCGUGCACGGCCUGCAAGACCCAGAAUACUACAACCACUUGUAUAGUCCCAGCUCGACAAAUAUGAAGGGACAUACGGAGCAUCCGCCUUAUAAGCUACAGUGUGAUUUUAAAGCUCCUGGAAGGGUCCAGAUGAUCAAACGUGAACCUUUGGACUCUCCUCCAUGGGCUAGUCAUGGCCAAAGUGGUGUGCAAGUGAUUUUUCCUAAAAAUGCCUUAUCAACCCUGAUGCCUCAUAAAACUACAGAAUGCACAUUUUUACAAUAGACUCCUAGUCAUUUCUAAUAUAUUUUUUAAAAGCUCUGCCUAUUUUCCAAAGUGGUGUCCAACAUUUUCAAAUGUAUUCCCUCCAACUCAUGGGUUGGCUUGAAAUGUUUGUUCUGAGUUUGGAGGCCAGCCAAAGAGUGAAUUUCCUUUUUACAGCACGCUUAAGUUGUCAGAUUAUAUUUGAAGCCAUUUUUAAAAUGUGGUCUUCUUUGUAGUGUUGCACGAUUUCAGCUCUGUUUGAUGUCAGGAUGCUAGGUGUUAGAGAAUGCUUAAAUCUGUGUGGUCUUAAGCACAAAAUAUGUCCAAUUAUAUCUGUGUUUCCUUUGAAGUACUAGAAUUAGUUCUAAAAAGAUUAAAAGCUGGAUCUCUUCUACAUGGCCACGGUCUCUUCUGCAUACAUGCAACAAAGUCAACUCUGAGUUACCUCUGAUGAUUGAACAAUGGCAACACGGAAAAUUGAAUUAGAUUUUAACUCUUCCUACGUCAGCCUUUUCUAAGACCUGAUAACAUUUCAUUGAGUUUACUGAUUCUCUUUUCCUCUGGCAGCAAUAUCAGGUUAGUACCAAGAAAAAGUGAGCACAGAGAGAAGUAAAGGACUUGGCUGGUUAAUACUUAGUAGGUGGUUAAGACUCUGAAGUAUGGUUUAUUAUAAUAUAAUAAAAAAAUAACUGAACCCUAUUCUCAGAAAUGAUUUGUGAUAUGUGGAAGGAUCAGCAUUAAGUAAAAAGGUGUUAACGAGUCAUCAACUACCUUACUAGUUAGUACACAGUCACGAUAAGCUUUCUGAUUGUUUAAAGUCUAUGUGGUUUAGAACCAAGACAUCCAAGACUAAAUGUUGCAUCAAGAAAUCAAGGGUUUGUAGAGAAUAGCUUAAAAAGCUAUGAAACAGUGAGGUGCUUUUGCUUUUAUUCAUAAUAGUUUGAGGGGAGAUAUAUGGGCGUAUGGAAUUUGAUCAUGUUUGCUAAUAGAACCUAUUACAGAAUGCUAAAAAUUUGGAUAGACUGCACAGCAGAGUGGAUAAAGGACUAGCCUCAGAGUCAGGAAGGCCUGGGUUUAAGUUCUACCCCUGACCCAUACUGUCAAUCCAACCCUCAGCAAGCCAUUUGAAUCUUUGCAUUUCUCUAGAAAGCUCCCUUAAGACUACAAAUUAUAAGCGAGUUGUAGAUUUGCAUCCAUGGAGAGAGUUCCUUAUUAUCCUCUCCCUUUGGCUUUUUCAAAUGAAAAUGAUCUUAGGAGGAAGAGCAAAGAAAAUCCUUCCUAUCACAAAUAUCCAAAGUGUUGUUGGAUAUUAUCAGUUGCCCAAUCUUUUAGGAUUCUAAUCCUAAUCCAAAGAAGGGCUGUUAGAGAUGGGAUAGGUUAAUGAAAUCCAGGGGGUGGCAUGCCCAUUUUUUAAUACUAAAAGAUUCUCACCAGGCUCCAUAUUUACUUGUGAGUUCAGAGUGCAUGCUAAGGACUCCUGCCAUCAAAUAGUAGGCCAAAUGUGUGAAAAACAAAGAUGGAGAAUAUUCAGCAUGAAGAGAUAAUUUAAAAAAAAAAAAGGAAUGUGUCCAUGUUUUCAUUUUUUAAAAUAGUAUUGAUCAUGGAUCAUAGUUCUAGAACUUUUUGUUUCUCUUGUUCAGUGUUCCAUUGGCGGUCUGAAUUCCUCAACUUUAUGUAAUUGGAACACCCUAUUCUUGAACACGUAACAUUUACCCUUCAUAAAACUAUAGGGCAUAUAGCACUUUUAUGAUUAAUUUUAUUUGAGAUUGCCUAAAACCCCGUUAAUUAACUGGAACUGGGUCAAGUUUCAAAACCAGGGAAGGAAAGUGGUCUAGAGUGCCAAUCAAAUCCAAAUCAGCUUCUAUUCAUUUUUUUUGUUCCCUUAGAUUACUUUAGUGCUUGGCUACCAUUUUGAUGGCGAUGAUAUUUAUCUGAACGUAUCUUCUAGCAUUAAAAAAUUAUCCUUUGCUUUUAUGCUUUUGCUAAAUCAUUCCCACAGACUAACUUCAUGAGCCUUUAUGUUGUGGUAGCCUCUGAAGGGCCAAAUUUAGGUCUGUACUGGCCCCUUCCUGUUCUCAGAUCAUUGGAUCAGAGAUUUUGAAAGCGAAAAGUCCUUAACAUUCAAAUUUAAAAUUUUAAAUAGAUUCUGUGAGCCCACAUCAGUACAUUUUCCACUGUCUCACAAUCCUCUUUUUUAAGGGAAGUUUUGCCCCGACUGGGAAUAUUAAGCUUCUCUCAGGGAUGCAGGCUAUGAGAAAGAGAAUUUCUUUCCCCUGUUACUAGUGUUUGUAGUGGGCCUUUCCCACAUCUUCACUGACACCAGAUUGUAGGACAGCAGAAGCUAUGAGUGAGUGCUGAUGGCUAUUCUCCCUCUUGUUUGCCAAAGGCCUUCCUAGCACCAUUCUGACAGUUGUGAUGAUUCAGGUCCCCAAGGCCAACAGGGUGCAUUGAGGAAAGGCUCUCUGCCAUCAAUAUCUCCUAUGGCUACUUGACUAUCACAUGCAACUCCUUUCUGUUGAGUCUUGUCUUCUCCUUUUGGAAUUUUCAAAUGAAAAUGAUCCUAGGAGGAGUAGCCCAGAAAACCCCAUAUAUCUUCAUUUUAACGUACAUCCCGUAUUCCUUUCCUUUGUAUCUCACUGACCAAGGCAGCCAUGAAGUAUUAGGAACCUGGGGAGAGGGAGAAAUGCUAAAGUGAGGGCUUAGGUAGAGCGAAAGGAAAAGGGAACAGAAAUGAGAUAAACAGACACACUUCCUACUCUGAAAUUUUACCGAAGGUCAGUCUUGCAUCCCCAUCUCUCCCUACUUAUUGUGAUUACAAAUUAGACUGUCUUGGAAAUCUUUUGACCCCGUACAUAGAGUAUAGUCAGGAUGGCGCUGGGGGGGCUGAGGGGAGGUAGCAAAAACUAGUUUGGGUGCAAGUGGCAGAGAUUCCAUUUUGGAUUUGAAAAACUUUCUUACAAUUAGAGCUCCCCAAAAGUAGAAUAAGAGGAUUUUCCUUCUAUUUGAGAGACUUCAAGUGAAGGCUAAAUGAUCAUUUGUGAGGGGUAAAUCCUUUUUUGAUAUGAAUUAAACUAGAUGGUCUCCAAGCUUCUUCCAGCUCUAGGAUUCGAUGAUCCUGUGUUCUAAUUCACAUUCUUUUGCAUACAGAACUAGUUCUGGAUCUUUCCAGUUGGCUAGGUCCGAAUCAUAACUAUACUUUCUUUUAAAAGUGGUAUUUGAACUUGAAUUUCCUAUAUUUGUCUACCACCUGGAUUUUCCUCUUUGUUCCUGGCUGCCACAGUUCUUAUAUUAUUCAUCUACUCAUUCUCCUCUCCCUGCAAUGUAAGGUUUAAGUCUUCCUUCAUAGUUGUAAUCUGACUCAAAUGAGCUAACAGAUGUUUGAUAGCUCUUUGAAAAGUAAAAAAUACAGCAAAAAUACAAAGUAUUAUUAGUGCUUUGGAAUAUGUAGGAGUAAUAUGAACCACACACAAUAUGCAGCACUUAGUGGGGGAAGUGGAACUACUUUCAGAAAAUUCAUUUCAAAUUUUUAGGCUGCAACAACGUACUUCAAAAUAUCUGAAAUCUUAACCCCAGAACAAAAAAAAAAUUCUAUUGAGUGAAACAUAUGUUUCUGCAGUCUAGGUAAUAAUCAGCCCUCUUGGCCAGGGCAACCAAACACAAUGCUUACUGAGAAAAGCCUCUCUCAAGGAAGCUGACAUUUUCAGUUUAAUGCACUUUUUUCUAUGAACUAUAGCCCAGCUUUAAAAAAUGGAAUCUGGAAGUUAAAAAUUUGUCAUUUCUGCUUUCAAAAAUGCAUUUUCUAUGGUGCCAGUUACAGGUUUUUCUUUUCCUGUUUUAUAUCAUUUUUUCAACACAUGGCUAAAAAAAUAGAAUUAUAAUCAAUAGUAAUAGUGAUGAGGCAAUGAGAUGAAGAAGGGAGAUCACUAAUGUGUAUUUUCUAUUUUAUCAGUUUCUUUAGAAGGAAAGCAGUUUCAUGAUAAAGACUCUUACUUUAUUGCUCAAUUUUUUUAAAACUGGUGCACUAUUAUGUAACUUUUUGUAGUAUUUGCCACUGCCUUUAGAAAGAGCUUUCAAUUGUAUUUCUGAGACUGAUUUGCAUUUAAUUCUUAACGCCAAUGUAAAAUAAAACUUUUGUUAAUAUGUUUAC
This is a messenger RNA of Monodelphis domestica (gray short-tailed opossum), 7821 nucleotides long. The record is from RefSeq and is a predicted model, not a curated record. Lineage: Eukaryota; Metazoa; Chordata; Mammalia; Didelphimorphia; Didelphidae.